Gymnodraco acuticeps is the source of this 752-nucleotide messenger RNA. It is a transcript of the gene nedd8l, whose product is annotated as NEDD8 ubiquitin like modifier, like. Gene Ontology annotation, molecular function: ubiquitin protein ligase binding; protein tag activity. The transcript is spliced from 4 exons. The record is from RefSeq and is a predicted model, not a curated record. Bases 200 to 472 code for a protein of 90 amino acids. Gene Ontology annotation, cellular component: nucleus; cytoplasm. Gene Ontology annotation, biological process: modification-dependent protein catabolic process; protein neddylation; regulation of proteolysis. Lineage: Eukaryota; Metazoa; Chordata; Actinopteri; Perciformes; Bathydraconidae.
UCUAUUUUUGUUUUGUUUACCAAUGCGGAACCACUUUUCCUUGGGCUCUGGCUCCAUCACGUCCGGAACGUUUAGCUUGGUACACAGGAAGUAAAUUCAAUUUAGCCAGACAAGUAGGUUAUAAUUCGCUGGUUUUUUAACAGUUUUGGUCGGUAAACAAUUCUUAACAUUAAAAUCAGUAGUCUUUUGAGUAUUCAAGAUGCUGAUUAAAGUAAAGACACUCACCGGAAAGGAAAUAGAGAUUGAUAUUGAGCCCACAGACAAGGUGGAGCGAAUUAAAGAAAGGGUGGAAGAGAAGGAAGGGAUCCCCCCGCAGCAACAGAGACUCAUCUACAGUGGUAAACAGAUGAAUGAUGAGAAGACGGCCGCAGACUACAAGAUCCAGGGAGGCUCCGUGCUCCAUCUUGUGUUGGCGCUAAGAGGCGGCUCGACGCUCCACUUGCCCUGCACACACUUGCCCUCGUUGUCAUGAGUCGCUGUUGUCAUCAGUGCCAACGCUUAAGGUGUCCGUCAACGUCUAACCAUGUUUCAGCAGAGAUCUGAAAUCCCACGCUCUCGGGCCGACACAAACAAAAGAAAAAUCAACCACAACAGCAGCAAGAAGAAGAAAAAAGAGGACGUUCUAAUUCCUUUGUAGAUGUUUUUUUUGUUGUAAACCCACAUCUGACCCGUUGAUGCCGGCACCCAUGCAGUACAAAAGACAGUUGGAAAACACUGUGUUCUUUUUGCUUGUGAAUAAAUGCUGAAAUUGA